Molecule: messenger RNA, 1179 nt
Organism: Leishmania braziliensis MHOM/BR/75/M2904
Lineage: Eukaryota; Euglenozoa; Kinetoplastea; Trypanosomatida; Trypanosomatidae
Product: S-adenosylmethionine synthetase
Exons: 1
Coding region: 1-1179 (392 amino acids)
Biological process (GO): S-adenosylmethionine biosynthetic process
Cellular component (GO): cytosol
Molecular function (GO): ATP binding; methionine adenosyltransferase activity
Source: RefSeq, a predicted model, not a curated record
AUGUCCCUCCACAGCAUCCUUUUCUCCUCCGAGCACGUGACCGAGGGACACCCGGACAAACUGUGUGACCAGGUGUCUGAUGCCGUGCUCGACGCGUGCCUCGCCAGCGACCCGUUCUCGAAGGUCGCGUGCGAGUCCUGCGCAAAGACCGGCAUGGUGAUGGUGUUUGGCGAGAUCACGUCGAAGGCCGUUCUGGACUAUCAAAAGAUCGUCCGCGAUACGAUUAAGGACAUCGGCUUCGAUUCGGCAGAGAAGGGUCUGGACUACGAGUCGUGCAACGUCCUGAUUGCGAUUGAGCAGCAGUCGCCGGACAUCUGCCAGGGGCUGGGCAACUUCGAUAGCGAGGAUCUCGGCGCCGGUGACCAGGGCAUGGUGUUCGGUUACGCGACAGACGAGACGGAGACGCUGAUGCCGCUGACGUACGAGCUGGCCCGUGGCCUUGCAAAGAAGUACAGCGAGCUGCGCCGCGACGGCAGCCUAGAGUGGGCCCGCCCGGAUGCGAAGACGCAGGUGACGGUGGAGUACGACUACGACACGCGCGAGGGCAAGCAGGUGCUGACGCCGAAGCGCGUGGCCGUGGUGCUGAUCUCUGCCCAGCACGUCGAGCACGUGACGAACGAGAAGAUCAGCAUAGACCUGAUGGAGAAGGUGAUCAAGGCUGUGAUCCCCGCGAACAUGCUAGACGCGGAGACAAAGUACUGGCUGAACCCCUCUGGCCGCUUCGUGCGCGGCGGGCCGCAUGGCGACGCAGGUCUCACCGGCCGUAAGAUCAUCGUAGACACGUACGGCGGCUGGGGAGCGCACGGCGGUGGGGCCUUCUCCGGCAAAGAUCCCUCAAAGGUGGACCGCUCUGCCGCGUACGCCGCACGCUGGAUCGCGAAGUCGAUCGUUGCGGGUGGGCUGGCGCGCCGCUGUCUUGUGCAGCUCGCGUACGCCAUCAGUGUAGCGGAACCGCUCAGCAUGCACGUGGAGACGUACGGCACUGGCAAGUACGAUGACGCGAGGAUUCUGGAGAUUGUGAAGAAGAACUUCAAGCUGCGCCCGUACGACAUCAUCCAGGAACUGAGCCUGCGUCGCCCUAUCUACUACGAGACGUCCCGAUUCGGCCACUUCGGUCGCAGGGACGAUUCAGGCAAGGGCGGGUUCACCUGGGAGGUGCCGAAGAAGAUCGUCGAGUAA